CGAGCGGUGUCUGGGUACCCGCGGCGUCCGGCUGGAGCGCGGCGUCUGUGAGGAAAACAGAGCUUCUGUGAGCGCGGCGUCUGUGAGGAAAACAGAGCUUCUGUGAGCGCGGCUUCUGUGAGGAAAACAGAGUUUGCGCUGCCGGGGCUUGACGGUCUGCAACAUGAGCGGCCUGGAGGGGGACGAGAACACCCCUCUCGCACGGACCCUCAGCCUGGCGGCUCUCCGAAGUCCUCCGGGAGAUGUCGAGGCGAUACAGGUGAUGGCGGAGACCGGUGAGGGAAGUUUGGGGUCUGUCGCACGGGCACCGACCAAGCUGUCAGAGGAGGGGGGCGUGCCGCGGGAGUCCACGGACGGUGGCCUUGCUGCCCGGUCCCGAGUCGCAGGGGGUCGCGGUCCCGGAGCGAUCGAGGCCGGGCGGGAAGAGGCUCCGCCUCCCUCGGAGGGACUGGAAGCUGCUUUGGUGGCGACGGCCACUGGCUGCAGCCUUCAUAAUGUCUUUCAGGGUGGGGAGAAGGUUCCAGAAACUUGUGGCGCAGAGAGGUCGGAGUCUGAGGCGAUGCUGGGGCCCGAGGCUGAGGAAGCGGAGGUUGCAAAGCGUGCGGUCGAUUCCGAAGCCGUGGAUGAGGAGAGGGCUGACGUGGUGGAGCCGGGGGAAGUAACGGAGAAACAAGAACAGCCGGAGGAGAUGGAGGUGGAGAAGCCGGCAGGUGAAGGAGGAGAGGUGGAGAAGGAAGAUGGAGUGGGAGAGGCGGCGCAGGAGGAGGCCCGUCCCUGGCGUCUGAGUGCGGCCCUGCGCAUGAACCCGCUGGAGGCCAUCCAGCAGGAACUGGACACGGUGAAUGCUCAGGCUGACAGGGCCUUCCAGCAGCUGGAGCAGAAGUUUGGGCGAAUGCGUCGGCACUACCUGGAGCGGAGAAACUACAUCAUCCAGAAUAUCCCGGGUUUCUGGAUGACCGCCUUUCGGAACCACCCCCAGUUGUCCAGCAUGAUUAGGGGCCAAGAUGCAGAGAUGUUAAGGUACGUAACCAACCUGGAGGUAAAGGAACUCAGACACCCUAGGACUGGCUGCAAGUUCAAAUUCUUCUUCCGAAGAAACCCCUAUUUCAGGAAUAAGCUGAUUGUGAAGGAGUAUGAGGUUCGAGCCUCUGGCAGAGUGGUGUCUGUUUCCACGCCGAUCAUAUGGCGCAGGGGACACGAACCCCAGUCUUUCAUCCGUAGAAACCAAGACCUCAUCUGCACUUUCUUCACCUGGUUUUCAGACCACAGCCUUCCUGAAUCCGACAAAAUUGCGGAGAUUAUCAAAGAGGACUUGUGGCCAAAUCCACUGCAGUACUACUUGUUGCGUGAAGGUGUCCGAAGAGCCAGACGCCGCCCAAUAAGGGAGCCGGUUGAGAUCCCCAGGCCCUUUGGGUUCCAGUCGGGUUAAGCUUUGCGCUUGGGAAUCCUGCACAAGGUUCCUCAUCACCUUCUGUUGGCCUGUCCUGGGACAACAGUGAUGAAUCUGCCGCCUUUUGGUUUUUGUUAAGCUUUCUGCAUUCUGUCUUCUGUUAGACAUUUAGUCUGCUAAACCUCCAGAUUGAGACCAUUGUAGGCAUGCUGCUUCACUUCUACGUGACCUUCAUGCUGCUCUACAUUAGUGACAUGCUGCGUGAUUGUGGUGCACACCACUGUAAAGCUAAGCAAAUGAGGACUGUAGAUUACACUGCUUUUAUCUCCAUUGCUUACUUAAAAACUUCCUUUGUUCCCAGGAAACUUUGUUCUGGUUACUACCACCAGGAUUUAUAGUUUUGUUUCAAAAUCCAUUCUACAUAGCCUCUGCAUCCAGCAUUGAAGUAUAUGGUUUGUGAGCAGUUACGUGACUUAAUAUAAUGUGAAGGAAGAACAGCAGGGUCCCAUUUGUUUCAUAUCGUUUAUGCUACUCCAUUACUCUUCAGUAUCACUGUUACUGUUUCCAUGGCUAUCUCUCUGGCUGCUGCUAGUAUUUCUUAAGAGAAACAUUAUGAUAAAAUGAUCUGCAAAAGAAGGCUUUUUAGUUUAUUUUGCUUUAUUGUUCCUAGAGAGGUUAUUUAGUAAAAUUUUUAGGGAUUUUGCAUUCUCAGCUCUCUUCCCAAGUUACCAACUCCUUUCAUAAGUCCUGGAGGGCUCAAAGAGAUCUGGUAGGCAAUGGAUGGAAGAAAUAAAGAGAUUGUGAUGAAUGCCAUGGACAGGGAAAACUGAACAAAAGAUCAGAAGCAGAAGUGAGCCAGGCAAAUAUUGGGCAAGGAUUUGGCUGACAGAGCCUUCUAGCAGAGGAUACUUAAUUAAAUUGUAAGAGUAACAUGUUUCUUAGGGUGGUGAUAAAGAGGAUUGGUUAUUAAAAUAGUGCCUAAACAAUAGUUGUUUAAAGAAAUUCAGUGCUACUUUGGAUGCGUUCUGUUUUGCUAUUAUGUGACUUGAUGUGGAAGAUUAUCACUGUACCCUUGUUUCAUUAGUAUUUCAUGUUACUGUUUUCUGUUUCUGCUUGCUUGGUAAAUUGAGCUGUACUGACUUCUGCUUUCAAGUAGGAACAUUAGAAUUAAUCUUGCUUUCCUGUGCAAUAUUAAGACUUACGUGAAUACUUAUAGUAGUUUUCAACUUGUUCUUGUUUCUACUGAAUUCUGUUAAAUUCCAUUAUAGUUUUAGAAACAUGGUUUGAACAAGUGGGUCAUUAUUAGUGGGUCAUUAUUAAACUAUUUAAUAUAGUUUUAUUGAAAAAUAAUUUAUCCAAAAGUGUGUGGCUUAUUUGGAUAAUUUGGGUAAUAACUUAGUAUUUGAUGUAUCUUUUCCUAAGUUAUGCAAUACUUGUAACACUGCUGUGUCAAAAUAGAAAUGUACAAUUGGCAUAUUUGUCUUAUAUGCAUGAUAAUAAAAAAUAAAAGCAUGUUGCUCUGCUGGA
Ochotona curzoniae (black-lipped pika) is the source of this 2917-nucleotide messenger RNA. RefSeq names its product TSPY like 1 (gene TSPYL1). Lineage: Eukaryota; Metazoa; Chordata; Mammalia; Lagomorpha; Ochotonidae. The coding region runs from base 164 to 1429 and encodes 421 amino acids. Gene Ontology annotation, cellular component: chromatin; nucleus. The transcript has a single exon. The record is from RefSeq and is a predicted model, not a curated record. Gene Ontology annotation, molecular function: histone binding; chromatin binding. Gene Ontology annotation, biological process: nucleosome assembly.